Messenger RNA from Xenopus tropicalis (tropical clawed frog), 4326 nucleotides. RefSeq names its product tweety family member 2 (gene ttyh2). Gene Ontology annotation, biological process: chloride transmembrane transport. NCBI's taxonomy places the organism in Eukaryota, Metazoa, Chordata, Amphibia, Anura, Pipidae. Gene Ontology annotation, cellular component: membrane; plasma membrane. The record is from RefSeq and is marked validated.
CGCUUACCGGGCAGUAAUACACGGGGGGGAAUGGCAGCGGCUCGGGUGGAAUAUAUCGCUCCAUGGUGGGUUUAUUGGCUGCACAAUUUCCCGCAUGUAGACCUUUCGUUGCGGCAGAAGAGCCCCGAUUUUAACCCCAAGGACCCCGGGUAUCAGCAGACAUUGCUAUUUGUUGCAUUGAUCGUUGCCCUCUGUGCUGCUGUCAACCUGCUGUUUGUCUCGGUCUAUCUUAUAUGCCUUUGCUGUUGCAAGAAAGAAGAUGAAACGGAGACAAAGAAGACAAGUUCCUGCUGUGUCACCUGGACUGCUGCUGUGUCUGGCCUUCUCUGCUGUGCUGCAGUUGGCAUUGGUUUCUAUGGGAACAGUGAGACCAAUGAUGGGGUUUACCAGCUGACCUACUCCUUGGAUAAUGCCAACCACACUCUGGCUGGGAUUGAUUCUCUGGUGUCAAACACCAAUUUCAAGAUAAAGGAAGAUCUUGAUAAGCACUUGUUUCGCCUAAAUGAGAUAUUUGCAGCGAGGGGAGAUUAUGUCCAGAGCCUUAGAUUCAUGCAGCAGAUGGCUGGUAACAUCAUCCAGCAGCUCACCAGCUUGCCCAACUGGCAGGGAACCAGUGUGAAUCUCUCAGACAUUGCAAGGCAGACCGGCACCAUUGAGUAUUACAGGUGGCUCUCCUACCUCCUCCUUUUCAUCUCUUACGUUGUUAUCUGCCUCGUCACUUGCGUUGGACUGGCCAAAAAAUCAAAGUGUCUGCUUUUAAUAAUGCUGUGCUUUGGGCUAAUUGCUCUCAUGCUGAGUUGGACAUCCCUGGCCCUGGAAACCUCCUCCGCAAUGGGCACCAGUGAUUUCUGUGUGGCUCCAGACAAAUUCAUCAUGAACAUGACCCAUGAUCAGAUCACAACAGAAGUUGUCCAUUACUAUUUGUACUGCAGCCAGAGUCUGAGAAACCCUUUUCAGCAGGCUCUGACAGUCUUCCAAAGGUCGCUCACAACUAUGCAAAUCCAGGUUCAAGGCUUACUGCAGUUUGCUGUGCCAUUAUUUCCCACAGCCCAGAAGGACUUGUUGGGUAUACAGCUACUUCUAAACACUUCUGAAUCCAACCUUCAUCAGAUUACAGCUCUGCUGGAUUGCAGAGGACUACACAAGGACUAUCUGGAGGCUCUGAUUGGCAUCUGCUAUGAUGGAGUAGAAGGAAUGCUGUAUCUAGGUCUGUUCUCACUGCUGGCAGCGUUGGCGUUUACUGCCAUGGUGUGUGCAAUGCCACAAGCCUGGAAACACUUGGAAGCUCGGGACAGAGAUUAUAACGACAUUGAUGAUGAGGACCCCUUCAACCCACAAGCUCGCAGAAUAGCAGCGCACAAUCCAAACCGGGGGCAGCUAAGGAGUUUCUGCAGCUACAGCAGUAGCAUGGGUAGCCAGGCCAGCCUCCAGCCUCCCGCACCGACUGUCUCCAAUGCCCCUGUGGCUGAAUAUAUGAACCAGGCAGCUCUGUUCGGUGGAAACCCUCGCUAUGAGAACGUUCCGCUGAUAGGGAGAGGAUCCCCUCCACCCACGUAUUCUCCAACUAUGAGGGCCACAUAUCUCUCAAUGACCGAGGAGCCUUCCAGUAUAUACAGCAAUGUGUUUCCAGCCUAGUCCCCCCAGGGUGCCAUUCUCUGCUCAAUACACUGGGUGACAUGGUUAAUUCUGGGCCCGCACUGCCAGUGGGUUCUUGUAAAAGACAAAGGGAUGUUUACAACAAACAUCUAAUUAUAGAACUGGGGCAUCCACUGAGGGGCAAGUCUUCCAACCAAGGCGGAUUUUCAGCGCAACAACAAAGAUGGUGUGCCGACGCUACCAGUUCUUGGAUGUAUCAUGUUUGCCAAGAUCUAGGCGGAUAAGUCUCAGGCGGAUACUGGGGGGGUUUGUCUCUUUGCUUCCUCUGGGAUUCACAGUGUUUUAAAAUCCUACAGAAUAUCAGUCGGAUCAGGUUGACAUUGUGACAACAACAGACACUGCCUUUCUUAAACCCAGACUACAAUGUAAAAUGUUAUCUUCUUGGACCAAUGUUAAUAUUGACAUGUACAGCAUCUUGUAGGUAAUACGCAAGAAACCUUCACUUCUAUGUCCCUUGGGCACGUUUUCACAAUAUCCAAAGUACAUUAUAAGCCUUCGGAUAAAACAGAUGAACCAACUGCUCAGGGGUUGUAUUAGGAACCACCCUAGUACCAUGGAAUGGUAGGACCCUGUCUCUAUACUAAGUGCUAGCCUUUCUGGUUUAGAAUGGGCCAGAAAUGUAGAAAGUGAUGUUUAACCUUAAUUGUUCAGCCUUUUAUAUGCAAACGUCUAUCUAAUAAUUCUUAUGAUUAUGUUCAAGGUCCUGUCCAACAAGGAUAAUCUUUUUAAGGGGUUCUGAGUUUAUGAAAUGAAACUUAAUAUACAUCAAUGUUUGCCAAAUUGUAUAUAACUUAAGUCUAGGGCCAGAAUGUAAAGCUAUCCCUGAGUACAGGUCACAAAUAUAUCAACAGAUGUGCUCCCAGGGUAGGAAAACUCCACAUGUUCAUGAACAUACAGCCCCUUACACCUGUCACUGGGAUGGGAUUUCUGCAACAGCACAACUACAUAUAAGCUCUGUACCAGCCCAAGUACUGGAGGCACACUCAAUUCUCUUCUCUGGAUUCAGAACCAAAAUUUGUUAAAAAGCAACUCAUUCACAGCUUACAGACAGCAUGCAGGAACUACGUAACCCACAAUGCAUUGCACUGUGAUGUUCCUUUCCUUAAUGACAUCACGUGCAGGGAAUUAUGGGAUUGGGAGGAUGCAGGCUGAAGGCAGGCUGAGGACUGUCAACUACUUUUACAUUUUAUUUGAGUCUCAAAGUAGUCAGCCAGAUCAGCAGGGGAACAGGGGGCGGGGCUUAGGGGACUGUUCCAAACCAUAUUAUUACAUUAAAAGGCUGCAUAUUUUUAAUUAAUGUAUAAUGCAAAGUUGAUUGAAAUUAUGUUUACUUUUCGAAACGAUUAAGUUGUGUUUUGGUGGAGUUCCCUUUCAAUGGGACUAAUGUAAUUAAAACAAUGUUACAUUGCCACAUACUCUUUAAAGGAGAACUAAACCCAUAUUGUAAGCAUAGGGUCUGUGCACAGUACCUUCCCCCCAAACUACAACAAUCAGACUCCUCAGAAUGGCCCCGUCCCCCUGUACCUGACCUUCUAAUGUGAUUUGCUCAGUGGCUUUGGCAAGCGUCAGGUAUAGGGAAGGGCCAUUCUGAAGAGCCUGCUUGUGGGGUAGCUCCUGUGCAAGGGCCCUGUGCUUACAAUAUGGCUGUAGGUGGGCUGGGUGCCAAAUCAUCAGCUAAUUCUGGGCUACUCAUUUGGUGGAACAUUGUGCAUUAAUAUAGGAUUGUGCAGUUUCUCCAGUGAAUGCUGGUCUGUAGCUAUUUCCUGUUGCACCCUGGCCCUGUAGCAAACUGGGAAGGACACAUCUCCCCCCACUUCCUGUAGUGAUAUUAUUUAGCUAUCUACAGGUACAGACCAUAUUGUUUCAGUCAUUCCAACCACAGGUCCAACUGCUGAAGGCUGAGUAUUUCCAGUUAUUGUAAAUAAAAAACUAGUGAUUAAUCGGCCAAACUCUCAGGGAAGCUUGGAGAGAUUCCUGCCCCAGGCUAAGGGUAACAGAGUAUGGGCAUGUACUUGCCCCUGUCACGAUGCCCCUUGUGCCAUUACCCGAAUUUCUUCUUUGGGCAAGUCAGCCUGUAAGGGGCCCAGAAUCAUCUAACAUAUUGUCCUCACUAUUGUUAAACCAGUUGGCAAAAAACUACGGACAUUUAAUGACAGAACAGAAGCUCCUAUGAGCAUCUCCCUUUGUAGCAUUUACAGUUUGUAUUUGUAUGUAACUCCUCCUUCUGCGCUAAUGAAUAGGCUAAGCGCUUUAUAAAUAAAUACUAAUGAAUAUAUAUAUUCCUGAUAUUUGAUAUAUGAUGUAUUAUUUAUCAAAUGUGUCCUUUGCAAAUAUACAUAUUCCUUUCAAGAUGGCUGCUGUUAGUUUUGGCUCCUCAGACUCCUACUGAGCUCACAGCUUGCCAUAAGCCCUUCCUACUUUACCCAGACACCCAUAAUCACACACCCCCAUAGUCACACACCCCCCCAUAGUCACACACACCCCCAUAGUCACACACACCCCCAUAGUCACACACCCUCAUAGUCACCCCCCCAUAGUCACACACCCCAUAGUCAUGCCCCCCAUAGUCACACACCCCAUAGUCAUGCCCCCCAUAGUCACACACCCCAUAGUCACCCCCCCAUAGUCACACACCCCAUAGUCAUGCCCCCCAUAGUCUCACACACACCC